Messenger RNA from Corylus avellana, 1320 nucleotides. RefSeq names its product glutamine synthetase 1.3 (gene GLN1.3). The record is from RefSeq and is a predicted model, not a curated record. Gene Ontology annotation, cellular component: cytoplasm. NCBI's taxonomy places the organism in Eukaryota, Viridiplantae, Streptophyta, Magnoliopsida, Fagales, Betulaceae. Gene Ontology annotation, molecular function: glutamine synthetase activity.
UUUUUCCUUUUUGUCAAAGCAUUGAGAAAUCUAUCAUUUCCUUUUUCUCUUCCUGUUGAAAAUGUCGCUGCUUUCAGAUCUUAUCAACCUGAACCUCUCUGAGACCACUGAGAAGGUGAUCGCAGAGUACAUAUGGAUCGGUGGAUCUGGUAUGGAUAUUAGAAGCAAAGCCAGGACACUUCCUGGACCAGUGAGUGAUCCUGCAAAGCUUCCAAAGUGGAACUAUGAUGGUUCCAGCACAGGCCAAGCUCCUGGGGAAGACAGUGAAGUCAUUUUAUACCCCCAGGCGAUUUUCAGGGACCCAUUUAGGAGGGGCCAUAACAUUCUUGUUAUGUGUGACGCCUAUACCCCGGCUGGAGAGCCUAUUCCAACAAAUAAGAGAUUCGAUGCUGCAAAAGUUUUCACCAAUCCUGAUGUCGCUGCUGAAGAACCUUGGUAUGGUAUAGAGCAGGAGUACACCCUGUUGCAAAGAGAUGUAAAAUGGCCAAUUGGGUGGCCCAAGGGUGGUUAUCCUGGACCCCAGGGACCGUACUACUGUGGUGUUGGUGCUGAUAAGGCCUUUGGCCGUGAUAUUGUAAAUUCUCAUUACAAAGCCUGCCUUUAUGCUGGCAUCAACAUCAGUGGCAUCAAUGGAGAAGUGAUGCCUGGCCAGUGGGAGUUCCAAGUUGGCCCUGCUGUUGGCAUUUCUGCAGGAGAUGAGCUCUGGGUUGCUCGUUACAUUCUAGAGAGGGUUACGGAGAUAGCUGGAGUGGUGGUUUCCUUUGAUCCCAAACCUAUUGAGGGUGACUGGAAUGGGGCUGGUGCUCACACUAACUAUAGCACAAAGUCCAUGAGAAAUGAUGGAGGGUAUGAAGUCAUCAAAAAAGCAAUCGAAAAGCUUGGAUUGAAGCACAAGGAACACAUUGCAGCUUAUGGGGAAGGCAACGAGCGCCGUCUCACUGGAAAGCAUGAAACAGCAGACAUCAACAACUUCUCAUGGGGAGUGGCAAACCGUGGUGCCUCCAUUAGAGUUGGUAGAGAGACAGAGAAAGCUGGGAAAGGCUAUUUUGAAGACAGGAGGCCUGCUUCUAGCAUGGAUCCAUAUGUGGUCACCUCAAUGAUCGCAGAGACCACCAUCCUCUGGCAUCCAUGAGAAGAUUAUUUAACCAACCCUUAAGGUUGUCUAUUAAUAAUUGUCAUUUCUUCCAUUGCUGUCUUAUGCAAGGGGGGCAUUGGUAAGUUGUGCCUUGAGGUUUUGAAUCAGACACAAUCCUCUUCAUUUUGCCUGUUUUUUGGACCAAAAUAAAUUUUACUUAAAUGGGCAAACAGUAAUUGGUACUA